Messenger RNA from Clarias gariepinus (North African catfish), 3138 nucleotides. It is a transcript of the gene il1rapl1b, whose product is annotated as interleukin 1 receptor accessory protein-like 1b. The transcript has 12 exons. NCBI's taxonomy places the organism in Eukaryota, Metazoa, Chordata, Actinopteri, Siluriformes, Clariidae. Bases 570 to 2723 code for a protein of 717 amino acids. Gene Ontology annotation, molecular function: interleukin-1 receptor activity. The record is from RefSeq and is a predicted model, not a curated record. Gene Ontology annotation, biological process: negative regulation of exocytosis; signal transduction.
UUCGUGACAAACGACGGUGUUUUGAAUCUAGUAUUUUUUUCUGUAUGUAAUAUGAAUAUUCGUGGCGUUUUUUGGCGCCCGGUCGCUUGUUGAUCGACACAGCUCCGGCUACUGGACCAUUGGGACAUUCUGAAAGCCGUGGAACUAGCUAGUGUCUGUAUGACUGCAGGCUUGAGGAGAGGUCUUGGAUGCGCCAGUACGGGAUAGUUCGGAAAUAUUCGUACAGAUUGACUGCUGAAGGUCAUAUGAGCAACAGGGAUGGCUUUGCGUCGCGCAUCUAAAACAAUAUACAGUUCAUGCUGCCUUUUUUUCUACUGACAUUGGCAUAGGUUCCUUUAAGUUUUUUUCCGCGACAGCUACUGAGAAAUAUCCUAUGCGCACUGCGAAGAUUUUAAAAGCACACCGUCUGCGACUCUGUUUCGGAUUAAACCGCCGUCAAAUGAACGACGCUGAAACAUAUAUACAUGGGAUAUUCUGCAUAAUUUAAUCGCUUUUUGAAUUGAUGGAAAAACGUUCGGCGUGAUGGGUUUCCUCUCACUUUACUGACAUCAGAAAAGGACAUUUUCACAAUGGGAAAAAUCAAAGGAUCUAUACCUUUGCAGGUUCUCUUCUAUGCUACAUUAAUUCGGAGCUUAAAGGUUGUAUCCAAAAGAGGUUCAGUGGACGGCUGUACUGACUGGUCAGUGGACUACUUAAAAUACAAAGUUUUUCUUGGUGAACCAGUGAGGAUUAAAUGUGCAUUGUUUUAUGGAUAUAUUCGAGCAAACUAUACCCACGCUCAGAGUGCCGGCCUCAGCUUGAUGUGGUACAAAAGUGCGGGCCAUGGGGAUUUUGAGGAGCCCAUCACCUUUGACGGGAUCAGAAUGAUCAAGGAGGAGGAUUCCAUCUGGUUUAGACCAACUGAAUUGCAGGAUGUUGGUCACUACUCUUGUGUGCUACGAAAUUCCACAUACUGCAUGAAAGUGUCCAUGUCGCUAACUGUGUCUGAAAAUGACACAGACCUGUGCUAUAAUUCUAAAAUGAAGUAUUUGGAGAAGGCUGAAUUGAGCAAAGGGAAAGACAUCCUCUGUCCUGACAUAGAUGACUACAUCCAGCCUGGCAAGGACCCAGAGAUCGUAUGGUAUAAGGAGUGUAAACCGAAAAUGUGGCGACAAAGCAUCGUCAGAAGGAAAGAUAAGCUUUCAAUUUAUGAAGUGAAAGAAGAUGACAUUGGAAAUUACACUUGUGAAUUAACAUUUGGAAACUUUCUGGUUCGAAGAACCACUGAACUGUCAGUCACAGCUCCUUUGACCGACAAACCUCCAAAGAUCCUCUUUCCGGCUGAAAACAAGAUGAGUAUCAUGGAGAUACAGUUAGGCAGUCUGGUGAACCUGACAUGCCGAGCGUUCUUUGGCUACAGCGGCGACGUGAGCCCGCUCAUCUACUGGAUGAAGGGCGAGAAGUUCAUUGAGGACCUGGACGAGAGCCGGAUUCGAGAGAGCGAAAUCAAGACUCUGCGGGAGCACCUGGGAGAACAGGAAGUGUCCAUCUCUCUGACCAUAGAUGCCUUAGAAGAAAAUGACCUGGGCAACUACACCUGCUUUGUGGAGAAUGGGAAUGGCAGACGACAAGCAAACGUCUUGCUCACCAAGCGCGCAGAGCUCAUGUACACAGUGGAGCUGGCCGGUGGACUGGGUGCUAUUCUUCUCUUGCUCGUCUUCCUGGUCACCCUGUAUAAGUGCUACAGAAUUGAGCUCAUGCUCUUUUAUAGGAACCACUUUGGCAGCGAGGACGGAGACGGCGAAAAUAAGGACUAUGAUGCAUAUUUGUCCUACACUAAAGUGGAGCCAGAGCAGUGGAGCCAAGAGACCAGAGAGGAGGAACGUUUUGCCCUGGAGAUUCUUCCUGAUGUUCUGGAGAAACAUUAUGGGUAUAAACUCUUCAUUCCAGACAGGGAUUUGAUUCCUACUGGAAGUUUCGCCAAUGAUCAUUUCCAGGAUGACACGAGACUCCUUAGAGCCUACAUCGAAGACGUCGCGCGCUGUGUGGACCAGAGCAGACGGCUCAUCAUCGUCUUGACACCGAGCUACGUGGUGCGGCGUGGCUGGAGCAUUUUCGAGCUGGAGACGCGUCUGCGCAGCAUGCUGGCGAGCGGCGAGAUCAAGGUGAUCUUGAUCGAAUGUGCCGAGCUGCGAGACACCAUCAACUACCAGGAGGUGGAGGCGCUUAAGCACACCAUCAAGCUGCUCACCGUCAUCCGUUGGCCUGGGCCCGAGGGCAGCAAGAUCGGAAGCAAGUUCUGGAAGCGGCUACGUUAUGAGAUGCCGUUCAAGCGGCGUGAGCGAGCACUCUCGCACGAGCUCUCGCAUGAGCUCUCGCACGAGCAAGCACUGGAUGCUGGCGAGCUGCAAAGCGUCUCGGCUCUCUCCAUGGCUGCGGCGGCGUCCACGGCUGUGGCCACAGCACGCCCCGAGCUGCGCUCCACCUUCCGCAACAGCAGCUGCCACGCCCCGCUCGGACAGAAACACUACUACCGCAGCUAUGGGUAUGACAUGCCACCGCUGGCGACGCUGCCCGCUCAUCAUACCUACUGCAACAUCCCUAUGACUCUGCUGAACGGACAGCGCACACAGGGCAAAGCACAGCGCACCGAGCAGCAGCAACAGCUGGAGGAGCAGCACGCCAAUAACGCCAUGCUGCCGCUGCUUCCACGUGAGACAAGCAUCUCCAGCGUCAUCUGGUGACACCUUCUGGUCCCAGAAAAGGACCGUAUUUUUUUGUUUGUUUGUUUGUUUCUUUCUUUUUUUUUUGUUAGCAACAGUCUUUAAAACCUUGUUGAUACCUUUCCUAGUAAUGUAAGCGAUAAGAAAAAUGACAAACACCGGUUUAUAGGGACUCCUGUUGCUGCUGUUGAACUUAACAUAAACAAAAUGAGACGUCCAGGAGCACUGGGCCUGAAUAUGUUUCAGGUGAUAAGGUGCGAGUGCAAAGGUCUACAAAAAAAAAAAGCAGAGAAGCUGCGGCGUUUCAGACACACACACACACACACACACACUGAUACUUAAGGAAUACAGGGUCUUGUACAUAUGUUUUCUACAAAGUUUCUUUGUAGCAUUGGUAUUUUUUUUUUCAGUCAGUACAUUUCUGUUUCUUUUACUU